This is a messenger RNA of Penaeus chinensis, 1739 nucleotides long. It is a transcript of the gene HLH3B, whose product is annotated as homeobox protein 4-like. Gene Ontology annotation, molecular function: protein dimerization activity; RNA polymerase II cis-regulatory region sequence-specific DNA binding; DNA-binding transcription factor activity, RNA polymerase II-specific. The coding region runs from base 104 to 1168 and encodes 354 amino acids. Gene Ontology annotation, biological process: regulation of transcription by RNA polymerase II. The record is from RefSeq and is a predicted model, not a curated record. Lineage: Eukaryota; Metazoa; Arthropoda; Malacostraca; Decapoda; Penaeidae. The transcript has 3 exons.
GUAAUCGGGACGAGUACUUCUGAUUUUGAGAGUGAUUUUGGAAUCUUCAGAGUUUAUGUAAUUUGUAACGGAAAGGGAGGCGGCAGCAACUUGAACACUAAGAAUGCUGGACAAGGUUGAGGACGAGAAUUCCCCCCCUGCCUUGGGCGGAUGCGUGGGCGGCUGCCUGGGCGGUUGCGUGGGCGGGUGCAGCGGAGGCGACAGCAGUGACCUCGACCUUGGCGAUGAACUCUCGGAUGACACGCGAGACUCGACCUCCGACGACGACCACGGCGACGACCCUUCCGGCGGCGGGAACCUCUCCGGCGGGAACCAGAGCCGCCGCUUCCUCACUUGGCGCCGGUCGCAAGCUUCCACGUGUGACGGCAAUGAAGCGAGCGACGGCGGUGUGGUCCUCGAGGUCGGCCUUGGAGAGGUGAACGAAGAGCGAGGUGUCGGGGGGCAUCAUCGCAACAUCAGGAAAGUCUUCACCAACACGCGAGAGCGCUGGCGGCAGCAGAACGUGAGCGGAGCCUUCGCCGAGCUGCGCCGCCUCGUGCCCACGCAUCCGCCCGACAAGAAGCUCUCGAAGAACGAGAUCCUCAGACUCGCUAUAAAAUAUAUCAAUCUCCUCAAUUCUGUCCUCGAGUGGCAGCGACGGCAGGAUGACUCGUUUUAUCCCUCUCACGACCAGGACAAUUGUAACAACAACAACAACAGUAGUAGCACUAACAAUAACAGGCGAAACGGGACUGUGCUUAGCAGCGGGAACGGCCAGCGCGGGUCCCCCCUCUCCCCGCGCGAGACCUGCAUCAGCAUCGACACGUCCCUUCGCUUCCGCCACCACCUUCAUCGGCCUUCCUCCCCGCAGUCGCCGGAGUCGCCGCCACCGACCUCUUCCACCUCCUCCUCCUCCUCCUCUCCUUCCCCUUUAUCUUACUCCUCUCCCUCUGUGGCGCUCCCCCGCCCCUCGCCCAUCCCCAUCGCACAUUACACCCUUCCAUCCUCUACCGCCACCCUCACUUCCCCGGCCACAUCCCCGCGCCCGCACGCCUCCUCCACGACUUCGAGGGUCAUCUCUCCGCCUCCCGAAGAAGGGUCGCAGACCACGACGGCGCGAUUUCACCCUUACGUGCUGGCGGUGCGGGUGCGGCCGGGUCUCACGCUCCUGCACCCUCAGGCCAAGUGAAGCAAAGAGGAAGCUCAGCUUUUACUGAAUGUUAUUCUCUACGUAUCUGAAACUGCCAAUAUAUAUCAUCAUUUACGCUCAUAUGUAAAUAUAAUGAUGCCCAUUAAAAAGUCUAUAAAAAAAAAUAACGAUAGUAGUAUUAUGAAUAAACGUAAUAACUUUUAGCUCCGGUUGUGUUGAAAAAAAUCAUCACAGCCGUCCACUUACUGUAUAACCAAUGAGUUGUGAAGUUUCUUGUGAUAACCGGAAUAAUAAUAUUGUUUAUUGUAACCUUCUUAUCUACUCUCGAUAUGAGUAAUAUGUGUAUAUCGAUACUUCUCUCCAAGUGAAUAUUUUAUGUAUGUAAACAGAGGUGGAUGGAAGUUGUAGGUGAAUGUAUUGGCUUAAGAAUUAUUGUGGCUAGUCGUCUGUAUUAUAAACCUGUAUAAACUAAAGGCUACUUCUUUUUCAUUCCAUUGCACUUGCAUCAAGGUUUAUAAUGUGAAUAAUAUUAAUAAACGAAUAACGGCAUUAACAAUAUCAAUUAUAAUAGUAGCUGAUAAUAAUUAUGGUGAUUUUAAUAAUUAUUAUU